Mizuhopecten yessoensis (Yesso scallop) is the source of this 5453-nucleotide messenger RNA. Its product is annotated as dipeptidase 1-like. Bases 356 to 1753 code for a protein of 465 amino acids. The record is from RefSeq and is a predicted model, not a curated record. Gene Ontology annotation, biological process: proteolysis. Lineage: Eukaryota; Metazoa; Mollusca; Bivalvia; Pectinida; Pectinidae. The transcript is spliced from 10 exons. Gene Ontology annotation, molecular function: metallodipeptidase activity.
AAUGUUUCAAGCUUUUGUGACUCACAAAUAUCACAGGUACACCAGGCCCCGUCUUCUUAAGUGUACGUACAUAUUUGUCUAUGCUCCGUCAUGAGCCGCCGAGUGGUACUAAUAGGGUCGUAUAAUGCAUAUGGGGUAUACUUGGGAGGCGCCACACGUCGUAACUCGGUAGUAACCAGGUCACACUACCCUAUGGGGCGUUUUGUCGCAUAAUCGGAACGAGAUAUCUGCGAGAGUCUCUGCGCAGUGGGUGGUUGUUCUGAAAUAUUUAAGCUGCUUACAAGUAUCGAUUAUUAAUCGAGUUCACGAUUUGUGGGCGAUCUUUUCAUUUGAGAAGUUGUUCUGAUUUUUCGACAUGGCUGAGUUGCGGAUGAGUGGUAAUACUGGUGAAUCGCGUUCUGAAUUGGUUUCACAACUCUCGUUCAAACAGAAGUCCACGUUGAGUCGCUGGUCAGUCUCCCUGGCCGUUGUUGCUAUAAUUGUCAUAGUCGCUCUGGCUAUUGCUUUGGGUAUCGUUGCCGGCAAAGAUCACGUGGUAGAGAACACGACACCAUCAGUAUCGACGCCAGCUACACCCUGUAAACUAACCACACCCGACUGCUUCUCUCACGAAGGUUCGGCGUCAAGGAACUUAGAUGUAGCUAACUGUGUGUUGGAAAGUUAUCCACUUAUAGACGGCCAUAAUGAUCUGGCGUACCAAUACUUCAGAAACGUGGACAAUAGAGUCUAUCGCGUCAACAUGAGAGAGGAUUUACGAAAAGUCUGGCCCAACGCAUCAGUCCAUACAGAUAUACCCAGGAUACAGCGGGGGAGACUCGGGGCUCAGUUCUGGGCCUGCUAUGUCAGCUGUAACACUCAGUAUAAGGAUGCUGUGCGUCGCUCGCUCGACCAACUUGAUACCAUUAAAAAGUUCACGAAGAAAUACCCGGAUGUGUUUGAGUUUGUCACUUCUGCUCAAGGUAUCCUCGAUACGUUCUCCAAGGGGAAAUUCUCGAGUCUGGUAGGCCUGGAGGGAGGCCAUUCUAUCGACAGCAGUCUCGCUAACCUGCGCAUGUUCUAUGACCUUGGGGUCAGAUACAUGACUGUUACUCACAGCUGCAAUACUCCUUGGGCCGAUAACUGGACAGUUGACCGCGACAACAACCCCGAACACAACGGACUGACAGAGUUUGGCAAGAAAGUAAUUCUGGAGAUGAAUCGUCUGGGGAUGUUAGUGGAUUUGUCACACGUAUCAAAGAAAACGAUGACGGACACUCUCGAUAUCACAAUGGCGCCAGUCAUCUACAGCCACAGUUCCGCCUUCGCCUUGUGUAACCAUUACCGCAACGUACAGGACGACGUGCUCCGUAUGACGAAAGACAACGGCGGAGUUGUGAUGGUCAACUUUUAUGAUUUAUACAUCAACUGCUACCCGUCCAACCAGACAACACCUACACUGGACCAGGUAGCAGAUCACAUAGAGUAUAUUAAGAGGCUGAUUGGUGUUGACUACGUAGCUAUAGGAGCCGACUAUGAUGGUGUCCCAACACUUCCUGUGGGACUUGAGGAUGUGUCCACCUACCCGGCUCUAUUUGCCGAGCUGGUCAGCAGGGGCUGGACACAGGAGGAGCUCACCAAACUGGCUGGGAAGAAUCUCAUCAGGGUCCUCACCGAAGCGGAGAAGGUACGUGACCGCCUGGCGUACAUGAGUCCGUACGAAGACGAGCUACCCCUGGGUGGACUAUUUCCUAAUCAGACAGACUGCUGGUCAUGAUGUCAUGGUGACCCGGGGAACGCAUUAUGACGAUGGCUUUCUACAGAGUAGUAAUACUAUAAACAUUACCGUGAUGUAUGGAGAUUACUGGUACAAUUCUUGCUGGUUAAGUAUUUUGUGACAUAUGACGAUUCAUUAAAGAAAUUAUAAUAAUGCCAGUUAAUAUAACUGUGAUGUAUGGAGAUUACACUGAUGUUUGUUGACAAUCUGGUAACCAAUGAAAUGAUAGGGAUGCUGGUUUGCCGCUCCGGUGAUUUAUGGAUCAGUGUAUUCACUAACACGGCCUAUAUAUUAGCCUAGGUCUCGGGUGUGCUGUUCUUUAUUAGUUGAUGAAGACUGAGACAGAUCUCCAGACUGUUUAUCUGUAGAAAUCAUAUUGCUCUUUAUAGUAUUAUUUUUUUAAUUGUCUGUAGUUAUGUAUAUUAAGGAGAGUAUUCUGUAGAUUUUGACAUUUGUCUCAUGAUUUAACAAUAUGAAUUCACUGAGAGGCUUAAGUAAAAACAAGCAAGCAGACGGACAAAAACAUGGACAGGCCAAUUCCAGUGUUGACCCACUCUAAAACUCCGUUUGGGCACUAAACCUACUUCAGUAAGGCGACAAUUUGAACAAGUUAAACAAAAAUCUCUAAUUUUGAACUAUUUGGCUUAAAUGUAUACAUUUAUCUAAAAAACGAAAUACCAGGGAAAAGAAACGAAGAAUAACGAAAGUGACGUUUUACCUCAAUGCGUCGCCUGUGACUCCGCAUUGGGGUCCAGGUAAUACACCACGCUAUAGUUUCCAUCUCCUGUAGCAGGAAAUGUCUUCUUGUAACCAUUUCCACCUAUUUGUGACCUUUGACCGGGUUUUGAACAAUAUCACAAGCCAUGCCGUGUACAAGUAUAUUUCUGUAAAAAUGUCCAGUAAAAUGCCCAGUUAUGCAGAGAUUGUACUCGCCUUAUCUUCCUAAAUUUAACAUUGUAGACAGGUCGCGGGUGGCGGGUGUCAUCGAUGAAACAGAGGACCCUUACCCUUCUGGAACACCUGUUCCAUAAUAUCUGGAACACCUGCUCCAUAAUAUCUGGAACUACUGUUCCAGAAUACCUGAAGUUUUGAUUAAAGUUUUUUUUUUUUUAUAAUAAACGCCAUCCAUGUUGUUUGUCAUACUUUUGUGUAUUUCGAUCUGUUGAGAAAAUCUGUUUGCAAGCAAUAAGUAAUUUGAAAAUAAUUGCUAUUUGUUGCAUUAAUUUUGAAUGAUUUAUUAAAAAACUGAAAUGCAUGAAGUGUCUUCAAAUUAAAUCUAGUGAAAAUAAAACAUUUCUAAACAUUUUGUUCUUUUUCUUCUAAACACCAUUUUCCAGCAUAUACAAUAUAUUGCGUACCCCUCUCACUAGAUAGUAGAUAAAUUAUAACAAAUUUUGAUAGCUUUUGGCUUCCAUUUCAUCUUCUCAGCAAGAGCUUUUUAUGGUGCCAGCAAGUAUUGUGCACACAUAUCAUCACACUGGGUGUUAACAGAUAGGUUUUUACAAAAUAUAUAGUAGAUAAAGCUAAAUAGGCAGUCAACACCAAGUCGGUAGAAACUGAAAGGGCUGACAAGAGCAGGGUGUGCAGAGCAUUAUACGCCCUCAACCAAUUGGAGGAAUUGGUGUCAUUUGUAUAUGUUGGUGCAUGCUACAAUAAUUCACUGCCACGUGAGUAUUAAACCAUACCAGUUUUUAGUUGUCUCUACGGCUGGUCUUUUACCUGUCCGACGAAUUGCAGUCACAAACUUCACACUACCAGAAAGUGUUCCCAACAGAAAAAUCUAAGCUGCAAAGGCCUAUUAUUUCUGCGAGUGUAUAAGGGAAAAUGGGUUGUCAACUGAGAAUUCUUGGCGUGAGGUUCCUUGGACAGAGAAUGAAAGCUGGAUGUAAUGUUAAUUAUGUUUUAUUUACCAUGUUAAUAUAUAUAUAUAUAUUAUCUACAUCUAGCAACAAGUAACACCUAGAUCACACACUUAUACAACAUAAACAUUGGCCUCAACAGCAGCCAACUACACAAACAUAGCAAUCAAAUCCUAACAUCUCAGUACCAUUACCUGUAAACUAAUGACAAUUCCCUGUACACUGUACUGACAAUGAAUGGAGCAUCAAAUCUAUUUUCCAUAUCAUUUAGGAAACUCAAACAGGCAUUUUACUUGUGUCUAUCAAAAUUUGUGUAAUGAUAAAUCUUAAGAAUAAAAAAUUGAAGUAACAUAAUAAACAUAGUUACGAUCAGUCAAUGUUACUGGUCCUAAUCACUAACUCAACAUUGUAAUUUAUCACUAGAGUCAUUACGUUGGGUAAGUUUGAAACAUACUAAAAAACAUUGUUCUGUAUUUCAAACAUGAGGUCCAUAGGGUCUGUAUCGCUCACCUGGAUAUUUAUUUCCAAAUUUUGGUUCUGUCUCUCAGCAUCCAAGGAGACAAAACCCUUCCUUUAAACAACAUUUGAAUGUCUGGUCGACAGGAUACCUUCAGUAAAUGUAGUUAAAAUGUGAUCAACUGUUAAGGGGGAGUAGACUUUCAAAUACUUAAACAACCAAAUUACCAUGCUCAACAAGAGGGAGCUCAACUCUCUCUUUACACAACAAAGGAUUCCCAAGUCAAAAAUGCUUCAUAUGAAAUAAGGUUAAUGUAGGAAUAGAUAAGUAUAUGGUUACAGGGAAGGCACUUCAACUAUCUCCAUGUUAUGAUCAAGGGACUACAUCUCCUGGGGCAGGGAAGGCCCCAGGGGCCAAUCAUUGUAGCAUGAGUGUAUUUGACUCUUCGUACCAUGAAACUAGUCCCAAUGGGCGAGCAGUACUCCUCCAGCAAUUAUGGUAGCAUUAGUGAAUGAUUUUUCUUCCUGCCCAGGGAUUGUUAAUAGUUAUCGGAUCGAGAUCCCUACUGGUUCUGUGUUAUAACCCAGGGACAGAUCCAAACCCCUGGACCAAGUCUGAUAGCAUUACUGUGUUAUUUUUUUAGUACCCAGAAAUCCUCUUAUAUGUUAAUAUGGUUAUAGGGUUGAUAUAUCGGCUGCUAAAUGUUGACUGAUGGAUAAACGGACGAUGCACCACUGCAUAAACUUAUCUGGCCCUAUAUGCUCAGUAACUUUCCCUUACAAAAGCUAUGAUUCAAAUUAGUGCUUUCCUGAGAGCUGUUCUUAUAGAAGGCAUGUUUUAGAAGGUUUCCCAUUAACUAUAUGUUUUAAGACUUUGUAUUCUAUGACAAUUUACACUUUUCAGGAAUUUUGUAGAAGGUAUUGAUUACACACUCUUCAGUUUCUAUCUCAAUAUUGUGAUAUGGUUAUUCCUGUCUUACUUCCAAUUUGGCAGAUAAAACCCAACAGUAUUAACACAAAAAUAUCUCAUCAACCAAUUUCAACAGGAAAUUAAAAAAACUCUUUGUAAAUGUAUUCAAUCUGUAUCAACACGAAACAAUAGAUAUUAAAAGAAAAACAUCUUGGUUACACCAGAGCUAUGUUAAACCAAGGUAAAAAGCUACUGGGUUCCAAGAGAUGCCCAAACAUUCAGAAAAAUGGCCAAGUCUGAUGAUUAAUGCCCUUCAGGAUCACCAAUCUGAAUCAUAGCUAUUGUUUACUUACGAUCCCCCUAAAAUCUGAAUCAUAGCUAUUGUUUACUUACUGUCCCCCUAAAAUCUGAAUCAUAGCUAUUGUUUGCUUACUGUCCCCCUAAAAUCUAUUAUCUACAUCAGUGUAAAAAAAAA